AUGCUCCAAGAAGAUUGUGAUUGCGGUUCCAUCCUGAUGAAUGACGCGGUGAUGCUGGAGAACCAGAUCCCUCUGUUUCUACUGCCAGAGCACUCUGUUUCUGCUGCCUGCUCCAGGGUUUACCAGGACCUUUCUCCCCUGCAGUUUUUGCGUUCUCACGAUGAUGAUAACAAUAAUCGUAUUCAUUCUGUUCCCAUCAAUCAGCAACCUCGGGAUUUGUUGGAAUAUCUGUACUUUCAGAUCGUGGGUGGUGGUGUCCAGGAUCAGAAGGAGGAAGAUUCCACAAGCUUUCUCCACAUAUUGGAAAUGGCUCCUCCAGGGUUGAUCAAGGAAUCCCAGAGCUGUACUCGCUAUGGUUUCGACAUAUUCGAUCUAUUCCACGAUGCUUUCCAAGCAUCACUAGGUGCAAAAUUUCUCAAGCCCACCGGGAUAUUUUGGGUUGUCCGUGAAUUGGUGUCUCUGAUCGAUUCCCGCAGAAGGAGACUAGUAUAUGAUCAGGCAUGGAUUCCGGCUGCUUCGCUCCUUACUCGACAUCUAGGCAUGAGAAUACUCCCCGUCGAAGAUGGCAGCAACAGUUUGAAAUCCGCGGUCAGCUACGAAGUUCAUGGGAAAACCCUCCGGCUCCCCGUGCUCACACUCAAACCCAGAUGCGGGACGCUGAUAAGAAACCUGAUGGCGUACGAAUAUCACCAGACGUUGACGGCGGCGAGAAGUUGA
This is a messenger RNA of Linum tenue, 717 nucleotides long. The record is from the annotation of a GenBank genome assembly. Lineage: Eukaryota; Viridiplantae; Streptophyta; Magnoliopsida; Malpighiales; Linaceae.